AUGUCGAAUUCAAGGUACUCUCAAGUGGAAUCCAGCAAUGACCAAAAACUAAAUACUUUAGCCAAUAAGUUGGCCACGUUUAGGAAUAUAAACCAAGACAUAAACGACCAAGCAGUUCAAGAUAACUCAUUAGUCGGUCAGAUAUCCAAUUCCUUUGAUGCCCUAGCUAAUAACAUUAAGAAUACUUCACAAAGAUUAACGAGAACAAUGAGUUCCGGGAAUAGCAUAUGGAAAAUGACCGGUUUAGCACUAGUGAUAUUUUUUAUCAUUUAUAAUUUGAUGAAAUUCUUUUAA
This is a messenger RNA of Naumovozyma castellii, 294 nucleotides long. It is a transcript of the gene SFT1, whose product is annotated as Sft1p. The record is from RefSeq and is a predicted model, not a curated record. The transcript is spliced from 2 exons. Bases 1 to 294 code for a protein of 97 amino acids. NCBI's taxonomy places the organism in Eukaryota, Fungi, Ascomycota, Saccharomycetes, Saccharomycetales, Saccharomycetaceae.